AUGAAAGCUUUUCAGAGGGGAAAUAAGAUAGUGUUUUCAAAGAACGAAAACUACAAGGAAAUGGAAAGAGCGAUACAGCUUUUGAGUGAAGAGUUUGAAAGAUUAAAGAACAUCUGUGAGGAUAGAGCAACAGAGACGUUUCCCGCGGAGGUGAUUAAAAGGAUAGUAGAGAAGGGAAAUGAGCUGAGGGAAAUGGGAAAGGACAUUGAGAUUCCUGAGGAUUAUAUGAGGUUUAUGAUUGAGGAAAAGAAUGUUUUAAGGUACUUCGAAGGAAUAGUACAAAAGGCAGAGAAGGAAGUGUGUAAGUAUGAGGAAAAGACCGAGCGCUUAAGAAAGUUUGCAGAGAUGCUUGAUAAUUGA
Messenger RNA from Vittaforma corneae ATCC 50505, 360 nucleotides. RefSeq lists its product as uncharacterized. Bases 1 to 360 code for a protein of 119 amino acids. The record is from RefSeq and is a predicted model, not a curated record. The transcript has a single exon. Lineage: Eukaryota; Fungi; Microsporidia; Nosematidae.